GAUUUUGACCUUUGUGCACAGUCACACACACAUCCUGCACGGAUAUCGUCAGUAAAGCGGCCGGUGUGAACUGAUGCGUGUGUCUGUGUGUGGGCGUGUUUAAAUUAGCUUCAGUGGUUCAGAGUUUUCACUUCUGCAUUGCGUGACCUGUGUCUCUGUGGUCCAACCCCUUUGCCCGGGGCGGUCAUAGGGUUCCCUGUGUAGCAGUUUCACUUUUACGUCGUCUUUUUUUUAUCAUUUCAUUCUAAGUGUCUCCUUUUCAGACACUGCCUCUGUCAGACUGUCCUCUGCUUCGCUGCUGAAUGUCAUUUGAGCAGAAGCUGCAAGCUCAAGCCAGGUCCAAGAGCAUGGUCAUGGGGGAGCUGACCCGGCCCCCUGGCCGACCCUGCUCCCCCGGCCCCCAGGAGAGGGCGCUCAAGGCCGGCUGGCUGAAAAAGCAGAGAAGCAUCAUGAAGAACUGGCAGCUCCGCUGGUUUGUGCUGCGGCCCGACCAGCUCUACUUCUACAAGGACGAGGAGGAGACCAAGCCGCAGGGCAGCAUCCCGCUCCAGGGCAGCCAGGUCCACGAGCUGACCGGCAGCUCCGAGGAUUCCGGCCGUCACCUCCUAGAGAUCAUCCCAGGUGGAAGUGCGGAGAGGGAGCGAGCCGGCAUCGGCCAUGAGGCCAUCCUGCUCAUGGCCAAUUCCCAGAAUGAAGUGGACGACUGGGUCAAAGCCAUCCGCAGGGUCAUCUGGGCGCCCUUCGGAGGAGGUAUCUUCGGCCAGCGCCUGGAGGACACGGUGCAGUAUGAGAGGAAGUUCGGCCAGAGGCCGGCCCCUCUGCUGGUGGAGCAGUGCGUGGACUUCAUCAGGGACCGCGGUCUGGACGAGGAGGGGCUCUUCCGGAUGCCGGGCCAGGCCAACCUGGUGAAGGAGCUGCAGGAUGCUUUUGACUGCGGGGAUAAACCCCUUUUUGAUAGUAACACUGACGUCCACACGGUGGCGUCGCUGCUGAAGCUGUACCUGCGGGAGCUGCCCGAGCCUGUCAUCCCCUACUCCAAGUAUGAGGACUUCCUCACCUGCGCCCAACUGCUAGCCAAGGAAAGGGAAGAGGGCAUCCAGGAGCUGGGGAAGCAGGUGAAGACCCUUCCAGUAGCCAACUACAACCUCCUGAAGUACAUCUGCAGGUUCCUUCAUGAAGUUCAGUCCCAUUCGAACGAGAACAAAAUGAGCGUUCAGAACUUAGCCACGGUAUUCGGACCAAACAUCUUGCGCCCAAAGGUGGAGGACCCAGUAACUAUUAUGGAAGGAACCUCCUUGGUGCAGCAGCUCAUGACCGUGCUGAUCAGUGAACACGAGCGACUCUAUUCUGGCGGGGAACCAGAGGAACCGGCAGCACCGCGGCCAGAGGUGGGUCCCCAGGGUCCACGCGGCACAGUGGGCUGGAUCUCUGACGGAGGGCCCCAGGGGGUCCGUGCAGAGGAUGGGAGCUCCUCCUUGGGACUGGAGGACUUGGGAAGCAGUGGCUCGUCACUGGACGUUAACAUCAGCACACCCGCCGCUGGCAGUACCUUGCGUGCGGCCAAUCAGGGAAGGGGGCUAGACACGGACGUCAGCCCGAGCAAGCAGGCUAAGUCGCUGCCUGUUUGGAAAAGCUCGUUCCGGGGCCCAGGGGCGAGACCUCAGCCAGGCAAGCUGGGUGGUUCCGCUGGGGACGUGUCGGGACUGUCGGGAGGGAACUGGCUGAUGAGCGGGCUGUCCUCCCUGCGGGGCCACCGCCGCACCUCCUCAGGGGAGCCGGCGAGGGACUCCGGCUCCUCACAGAGGCUGUCCACGUACGACAACGUCACGGCGUCGAGCCUGAGCGUGCCCAGCGGAGCCGGCACCACCUGGACCACAUCGUCCUGCGACGUCUCGGUGCCGGACUCCAGUGAGUUGUCAGAGAAUAGCGGGAAAGGGGAGUGGCUGGCACCUCGGGGUCGCCCCCUGGAGGCUGAUGGUGGUGACGCCCCAGAGCGGUGUGCCGGUGGUGCGGUCGGCAGCGCUGCCCACACCGACAACCAAGCGAAGGCCCUCAGCAGCCUGGUGGAGGAGCUGCAGGAGGAGCUGAGGAAGCAGAAACUCACCUAUGAGACCAGGAUAAAAAGGCUGGAGGAGUCCAGCGCCGCGCUGCGCUCCCAGUUGGAGCACCUGGAGCGGGAGAUGGACCUGGAGAGGCGGAAACAGCGGCUGCUGGAGAUCAAGCUGCGGAACUCGGAGCGGGCCAGGCAGGACGCCGAGACUCGGAAUCGACUUCUGGAGCGUGAGAUGGAGGGCUUCUUCUCCACCCUGGGGGAGCCAUGCAGUGGGGUGCGGACCAGCGACAUCUGGGGGGGGGGGGGGGGGGGGGCUCUCCUCCCACACACCACAGAGGGUCUCAGGAUAUUAAAAUGAAGCCCAGAGGCUGCCUGACAUGGUAACCCCCCCCCUUCCCCCGACACACACUGCCUACGCACAAACCAUACCAAAGCGAGUCCUUUCCAGUGCAAGCCGGCUGGAACGGGAUAUCAGUCAUGUGACACAAGCCAACUGUGGCGUCUGCUUCAGACACCACAACAAACCUGCUCAGCCCUUCAAACCUGCUCAGGACCUUCACGGGUCCCUGCAUGGGGUGACUGUUUCUGACUUAUAACAGUUAUACUGUGCUUUUGCUUUCUGGAUGAGAUGGAAUACCAGACAGCUAAGUCCUAAUGAACAGUACAACGGUACAAAUGUCAAUAUAAUGUGUGUUAAUUUAUCAAAGGGAGUUUAUUUUUUAAUAUGUCAGAAUAUGUUGCAUAUUAAAAUAUUCACGUUUCUGUAUACAUACAAUGUGGAAUACGUUCUACAGUAGCUUCCAGGUCAACUUGAAGAACCAACAAUACCUUAAAAGCGACAGACUGUGUUUGCACUUGGAGAUGUUGCUGGUCACACAGUACACAGAGACUGUUUUUUUUGGGGUUUUUUUUUUGGACUGCAUAUUGUCUGCAAAAAUUAAUUUUGAAAUGUCCAGUUUUCAAAUUCUCCCCCAUUAUUUGAUGUGGAAAAUUGAAGAUACCCAUAUUUAAUUCUAAAUGUCACUGAAAUGCAGACACAAGUACACAUUUUUACCGUCAUUUAACAGCAGGAAUGACAAAUACAUUUAUCACACUGGCGAGGUCCUCUUUAUGUUCCUUUUUAUCGUCCUACAGCCCAAAAGGACGACAAAGUGUGUAGGGGAAGUACUGUUCCUUUUUGAUCCCUGCAAAGGCAGGAAUGGAGAAUGUCAUUUUCCGCAUCGAUUGAUACCGGGUAUCAAGAACAGGUCCAGGGCAGAUAUCCUGAACCCCUGAGUGGCUUUGUGGCAGACGGGGGAGCAAAAUCACUCCAGAGAGAGAUCACAUGUCGCAGCUGGUUAACCCUUUAUCUACCUGGAAGCAAGAUACCCUACAGGAGGCACUGUAAGACCCACUGAAGCGCACAGAGGAAGGUUUCUGUCAGCAUGCAGUAAGAGAUAUGGUUUCUGACUAUUCCUGGAUUUCAUAUUUCGUCACCAAAUACUCAUCCAGAAUAUUUAAGCAUGGAAACUCGCUCCGACUGAAGGAUCUAAUUAUAAUCUUAUGUAGCGUGGCAUUCGUCUGGCGGUCACUGAUUUUAAAAUUCCUCUCCCGUCUAAUAAUAAGUGCCAAUUACUCAGGAAUUUUAUGACCCUGUUGACAGUCUAAGAUGUCGGGUUUUGCGGCCGGCCUGAAUAUUCUGACGUGUUUUCAGAAGCUCUGAGU
Molecule: messenger RNA, 3757 nt
Organism: Paramormyrops kingsleyae
Lineage: Eukaryota; Metazoa; Chordata; Actinopteri; Osteoglossiformes; Mormyridae
Gene: arhgap22b
Product: Rho GTPase activating protein 22b
Biological process (GO): activation of GTPase activity; signal transduction
Cellular component (GO): focal adhesion
Molecular function (GO): GTPase activator activity
Source: RefSeq, a predicted model, not a curated record